AUGUUUAAGCGUACCAUUGCCGAAAACAUGUGUGCAUGUUGUGCAAACGCAGCAACUAGGGAACCAGAAGGUAUCAGUGUAGAGCUUAUCGCCACGUGCAUCGAGCGCUAUCAAACGUUUCUGGAUGAACUUCUGUUCGCAAUUCGAGCCGUAGUUGUUGGGAAGCUGACACAAGUUCGAGCAUGGUGA
Clunio marinus is the source of this 189-nucleotide messenger RNA. Lineage: Eukaryota; Metazoa; Arthropoda; Insecta; Diptera; Chironomidae. The record is from the annotation of a GenBank genome assembly.